AUCCUCAUGUUAUCCUUCAACUUCGAUCUCUUAUGCCCGGCCUGUUACGGUAACGUUGAGUUGUGAUUUCAAUUUCGAGAUAGUUAGAAAUUUUUUCUCACUGUAGUGUUGAAAUAUAUACAGAAAAUAUUUCUCAAUUAGUAACGCAGCUUUUGUAGCCAUCAGGGAUAUCUUUCGUAGCACAAAAUGUCCUACGGAAACAGACUUAAUGCAGGCGUGGGUGGUGGUUUUCGUGGAAGUGCUAAUAAUAUAGGGGAUCGAAACAUGAAUGGUGGAGGUUCGUUUAAUAACAACAACCAGAGAAACGGUUUCGAUCGAGGAGGUGUUGGCGGUUUCAAAGGUAAUAGCGGACCUCCUAACCGAGUUGGUGGAAGACAACGUGGUGGAUUUGGAGGAUCUGUUGGAAGAGGUGGAAAUCGCACAGCAAGUGGAGCUAGUGGACGUUCAUUUGUUUCUGGAUCCUCGAGAUCUAUUCCUAAAGGGGGUAAUCUUGGUGCUGGUAAUAGGCUUCGCAAAAUAAAUUGGAAUCUCAGAUCUCUCCAUCCGUUCAAAAAGGAUUUCUAUGAACCUCAUCCUUCUGUUGCCAAUAGAUCAUCGUAUGAGGUAGAUCAAUACCGUAGAUCUAAAGAAGUUACUGUAGAUGGGAAACAUGCUCCAAAUCCCAUCCAGAAUUUUUCUGAGACUAGUUUUCCUGAUUAUGUCAUGGAGGAAAUCAAAAGACAAGGAUAUGAUGCGCCUACAGCCAUCCAGGCACAAGGUUGGCCAAUUGCAAUGAGUGGACGGGACCUAGUCGGUAUAGCACAGACUGGAUCUGGAAAAACUCUAGCCUAUAUAUUACCUGCUAUAGUUCAUAUCAACAAUCAACAACCUAUAUCUCGAGGUGAUGGUCCUAUCGCCUUAGUUCUAGCUCCAACAAGAGAAUUGGCACAGCAAAUACAACAAGUAGCCUCAGAUUUUGGUCGUACUUCUUAUGUUAGGAACACUUGCAUAUUUGGAGGAGCUCCAAAGGGGCCGCAAGCUCGAGACUUAGAAAGAGGUGUUGAAAUUUGUAUUGCUACACCUGGAAGGCUCAUUGACUUCUUAGAAAAAGGGACUACUAAUUUAGAACGCUGCACUUACCUAGUCCUUGAUGAAGCUGAUCGCAUGUUGGAUAUGGGUUUUGAACCUCAGAUUCGAAAAAUAAUUGAACAGAUCCGACCUGAUCGUCAAACACUCAUGUGGUCAGCCACAUGGCCAAAAGAAGUUAAAAAACUUGCAGAGGACUACCUGAAUGACUAUGUUCAAAUCAACAUUGGAUCCCUUCAACUUUCUGCCAAUCACAACAUUUUACAGAUUGUUGAUGUUUGUCAAGAGAACGAGAAGCCUGAAAAACUAAACUUACUUCUUCAAGAAAUUGGUAACAAUGCAGAACCAGGUUCAAAAAUUUUGAUUUUUGCGGAAACAAAGGUGAAGGUAGAGGACAUAACAAGACAAUUAAGGAGGUAUGGUUGGCCAGCUGUUUGUAUGCAUGGUGACAAAAGUCAGCAAGAACGAGAUUAUGUAUUGAGAGAAUUCAGAAAUGGUAAAUCUUGUAUUCUAGUUGCUACAGAUGUUGCCGCAAGAGGAUUAGAUGUGGAUGGUAUCAAAUAUGUAAUAAACUAUGACUAUCCCAAUUCUUCUGAAGAUUAUAUACACAGAAUUGGCCGUACUGGUCGAUCUGAUACAACUGGAACAUCUUAUGCUUUCUUCACUCCAAACAACUUCAGACAGGCCAAAGAUCUCGUUUCAGUCUUGCAAGAAGCGAAUCAGGUGGUUAACCCCAAAUUGUUGGAGUUGUCCAAUAGGGGAGGUGGUGCGUAUGGAGGCAGGCAAAACAGAUGGGGAGGUGGUGGGGGCUUUCGCCAUAGAGAGAAUGGCGGUGGUUUCCGUGGAAAAGAUUCUGGACGUAUGGGAGGUGGAAGAAGCACAAAUGGGGGAGGUAGAAUGAUGAAUGGCAACACUUCUGAUAGAGGAAUGGGAUCUCAAUUUGGUAGAAGUGGUGGCCCUAGACAUAACUCAAGAUUCAGCAACGGACAAGGGGAAAAUAGAAGCCACUACAAUAGUCAUAGUAACUGGAAUGGAAACAGGGGAGAGAAUUACUGAUACGAUAAGAAUUAGGAUCGCAAUUUCAUCUGUCAUAGUUAGUUAAAUUGGGAUGAUGUAUAAUCUACUGCAACAGUAUUUAUUGGAUGCAUUGCCAGUUUCAAGUGCAUCACGACA
This is a messenger RNA of Coccinella septempunctata (seven-spotted ladybird), 2238 nucleotides long. Its product is annotated as ATP-dependent RNA helicase DBP2-like. Gene Ontology annotation, molecular function: RNA binding; ATP binding; RNA helicase activity. The record is from RefSeq and is a predicted model, not a curated record. The coding region runs from base 187 to 2121 and encodes 644 amino acids. The transcript is spliced from 10 exons. Gene Ontology annotation, cellular component: cytoplasm; nucleus; ribonucleoprotein complex. Lineage: Eukaryota; Metazoa; Arthropoda; Insecta; Coleoptera; Coccinellidae.